CACUGACUGACACAGACGGAACCUUUCUCCCUGGUUCUAGUUUCCCUUCCUGGGGGUGGAUUUGAUUAACGGACUUAACCCAGGCUUUACAUUCCAUUGACAAUGGCAGCUGCUUCUUCCCAUUGCACACUCCAUGAGAUGGUGUUAAAGGCUGCUGCACAACAUGAAGACAGACAUGCAGUGUGCUUUCACCCCAUCAAACAACAGCCUUUAUUCCUCACCUAUAGAGAGCUGACGACAGUGUCUGGAGAGCUAACAGCAUUCCUGAAGUUGCACUGCUUAGAUACUGAAACAUGCAGAAUCGGUCUUUACUGCCAUCCAGGAAUACACUUACCAUGCUGGAUUAUGGGUAUUCUUUGUGUUCCUGCUGCAUACUGCCCGAUAGAUCCAGGCUCUCCAUCUCAUUUCACUUCUUCACUUAUGGAACGGUGUAAACUGAACUUCAUCCUGGUAGAAAACAACAAAGUGAAGGCUUUCAAGAUGCACUUCACAGACUGGACUGAACAGGAUUCUAAUCCAGUGCAGCACUUGGGUGUAACACUUUUUAAGGUUCUAAACUAUGAGGAAUCAUGCUUAGGAAAGAGAAAUGGAAUUUGUGGGAAGCAAGCAACCAGUGCUGUGGAAAAUAAACAAGGUGACAUCUGCAAAGACAGCAUUGACAUUCGAGAAGAAUGUUUAGCUUAUAUACUGCAUACUUCUGGGACAACAGGGGCACCCAAAAUUGUAAGCGUUCCUCAUAAAUGCAUAGUCCCGAAUAUUGAACAUCUCCGAUCAAUCUUUAACAUCUUGCCAUCUGAUCUCCUAUUUCUGGCCUCAUCCCUGACAUUUGACCCAUCAGUUGUUGAGCUGUUCCUUGCCCUAUCCAGCGGGGCAUGCAUUCUUGUAGUGCCUGAUGCCAUUAGAAUGAUUUCCACUAAGCUAUGUGAUGUUCUCUUCAAUCAGCAUAGGGUAACAGUGCUUCAGCUAACACCAACUUUGUUGAGGAGGUUCGGAUCUCAUUCCAUUCGGUCGUCUGUGCUGUCCAGAGAUACAUCUCUUAGAAUUCUGGCUUUAGGUGGAGAACCAUUUCCAGCAGUACCUGUCCUAAGAAGCUGGAGAGAACACGGAAACAAGACUAGAAUAUUUAAUCUGUAUGGCAUAACUGAAGUGUCCAGCUGGGCAACUUACUUUGAGAUUCCAGAGACAAUUCUUCUAAACACGCAGAUUGGGAAUGAACCGUUGGUGCCCCUAGGAUCCUCAUUGCAUGGCACAAUAAUUGAAGUUCGGAAUGACGAAGACUGUGCAAUUGAAAAAGGAGAAGGGCAAGUAUUCCUAGGUGGGCAAGAACGGGUCUGCUUUCUAGAUGAAGAAGUGGUUUUGCCAUAUGGAACCUUGAGAAACACUGGAGACUGGGUGACCAUAAAGGAUGGGGAAAUGUUUCUGUUGGGACGGAAAGAUAAUCAAAUCAAACGUCAUGGGAAACGGCUAAAUAUGGAAUAUGUACAGCAGGUAGUAGAAAACCUUGCCCAGGUGGAAACCUGUGCAGUAUUGUGGUUUGAAGCCAGACAGUUAAUCCUCUUUGUCGUACCCAGAGAGCCCGUAGAAAAGAAAUCCUUAUGGAAGGAGCUGCGGACAUGUUUGCUGAGCUAUGCUGUGCCAGAUGACUUGGUUCUGAUAGAGUCCUUGCCUUUUACAAAGCAUGGUAAAGUAGAUAUGUCCCAGCUAAAUCGGCUAUACACUGAUUAUGUAAAGGAGAGGAGGACGGCUACCUUGCUGCAACGUGAGGAUUUAUGGGAUGCUUUGGAGAGCAUAUGGAAGUCUCUGCUAAACCUUCCAGACGGUUCUUCUGCAGUUGCAAAUGAUUCCAUGUUUCUGCUCAGUGGUGGGAACUCUUUAAUGGCCCUCAGAUUCCAGGGAGAGGUUGAAACCUUGGUUGGGAAAUCUGUUCCAGGACUUGUGGAAGUCCUCUUGAAUGGCACCUUCAUGGAUAUUCACAGGCAGAUUUAUAAAUGUAUUUACCCGAUGGUUGAGAAGGCAAGCAUUGUACCACAUAUCGAGAUAAACACCAUUAGGACACUUGAAAAGGGAAACCAUGCACAUAAAAGAAACGAGACAACCUUAACAGAUCCUGAAAAACACAUCGAUUCAUUUAUAUCACUGAGUAGAGGAAAUCGGAUAUUUAUAAAUGUGCAUCUUGCUUCUGACUCUCAUGCCCAGAAAUGUCAAUGGACAAAUGGAUCUUCUAUAGAAGUAGCAGAAUUUUUGAAGACCGAUGAUUUUAGAUCUGAAUGUAAAAGACAAAAAACUAACCAGUCAUCUUCAAGCUCAUUUUUGUCACAGGAUUCUGUGCUGAGUAGUGUAUUGAAAAGUCAAUUUUUUAUACGAGUAAAAUGGAAAUCUGAUACAGGCAAGUGUGUCGAUGCAACUCCCCUUCUAAUACAAUCAGCCAGCACAAGACCUUCGGUGACUGUGUACAUUGGGUCACAUUCUCACAGGGUGCAAGCCCUUCAUCUAAAGUCUGGGGAAGUGAUUUGGGAAAGAGUCCUUGGAGAUCGAGUUGAGUCUUCUGCUGCUGUGUCAAGGUGUGGAAGCUUUGUUCUGAUAGGGUGCUAUAAUGGGUCACUCUAUGUGUUGAAUAGACAUGAUGGAAAAGAACAUUGGAUUUUCUCUACUAAAGAUGCUAUCAAAAGUUCACCUACUAUCGAUCCCUUGACUGGCCUGGUAUUUUUUGGGUCCCAUGAUCAUCACUUGUAUGCCUUAGAUAUUAAUGUAAAGCAGUGUAUCUGGAAAUCCUUCUGUGGCGGAGGAGCUGUGUUCUCAUCUCCCUGCAUAAGUUCAGAACCAUACAUCUUGUAUACAGCUACUCUCGGAGGCUUCAUUUCAGCUUCUAACCCGUCUACUGGAGAUACAUUAUGGAGGCAUGCGUGUGGCAAACCUGUGUUUGCUUCACCUCAGUGCAACACGAAACAUGUGCUUGUUGGAUGUGUGGAUGAAAACUUCUAUUGUUUUAGUCAUUCAGGAGAGAAGGUUUGGCAUAUUACCACCAGCGGGCCAAUCUUUUCCUCUCCGUGUAUUUCAAGUAUUUCCCAGAAAGUCAUUUUUGGCUCACAUGACGGCUCCAUCUAUUGCUGUGACAUGGAGGGCGUUUUACUUUGGAAAUACAAAACCAGCUCACGGGUAUAUUCCACUCCAUUUGUGUUUCCACACCCACACACGCAGAACAUGGAAUUUGUGGCAGCUGCUUCUACAGAUGGGAAUGUGUGGGUUUUCAAUGCUGACAGCGGGCUCUUGGACACUGUGUAUAAACUUGAUGGAGAAGUAUUUUCUUCACCCGUUGUUUGGGGAAAUUACCUGGUUAUUGGCUGCAGAAAUGAUUAUGUCUAUUGUUUAGAUCUAAUGAGCAGCAGAUCAUCCAUAUGAAGAUUUAGAGGAGGACUAAUUUUGACUACCGUGUAGUUAUAUAAGAUGCUGGUGGGAAUAUAUAGCAGCUACGUCUGUAAUGCGAUAUGCAUCCGGUUAGGACCAAAUAUUGACCAUAUAUGGGUAGGGGGGGUGUUUUGGACAAUUAGCCCACCUGUACUUAAUAGAGCUUAUUAUGUGGGGUAUAUAUGUUUGCACUAGCAGUUUCUGUUUAGAUUGCAUCUGAGGAAGACCUAUUUUGGUUGAAACGCAUUGUGUUGUUCAUAUUUGAUUGUUUUAUCCAACUUUUAUGAGAAUAAAGAUUAUUCUAUGUUAUUUUGGUUCCUGAUUCUU
This is a messenger RNA of Pelobates fuscus (common spadefoot toad), 3732 nucleotides long. It is a transcript of the gene AASDH, whose product is annotated as aminoadipate-semialdehyde dehydrogenase. Lineage: Eukaryota; Metazoa; Chordata; Amphibia; Anura; Pelobatidae. The coding region runs from base 103 to 3399 and encodes 1098 amino acids. The transcript is spliced from 15 exons. The record is from RefSeq and is a predicted model, not a curated record. Gene Ontology annotation, molecular function: protein binding. Gene Ontology annotation, biological process: amino acid activation for nonribosomal peptide biosynthetic process.